ACACACCUUACCACUUAUGACAACGCCAGCUUUCUGAACUGUAUAAAGAUGGCGGCUACUGGUGAGGAAGCUAGUAACAGCGCUGCAGACACUAUAGUCACCGAGUAUGCCACGUAUGAGGAUUACCUGGACUCUCAAAUAACACCAACUGAUCUGUUCUACCUGGAGGACGAGGAACUAGCACGUCAGCUAGUAGAGCUAGGAUAUCGUGGAUCAGGGGAAGUGCUCAAGAGAGAAGACUUUGAGCUCAGGAAAGAAGCGGCUGCAGCCAGUAAGCUAGCACGUCGAGACCAGCUGAGAGUGUUGUGCAAUGCUGGGAAGGACCUGCAAGGAUCAGUGUUCCUGGAGGGGCUGGCUCAGAGGGAAGAGACUAACAGAAACGGGAAAAUUUCAUCAAUUAUAUUUAUUCGGGACAGGAAUACCAAGGGUCAGGAGAUAUCAGGAUACAUUGACUACGCACAUCGACUCAAGGUGGAUGAUUUUGAUCCCAUAUUCUCGUCACGGAAGAAGCUGCUCCCUAGACACAGUGACUUGAGCUUCUAUAACUGGGACACUAACUUCUCCUCGUCCAACUCCACUCCUAAUUAUCAGGUGAUUGCAGACAACGCCUCAGGUCUGCUGUUUAAGAAUAAACGAGACAGAAAGAUUAUUAAUGUUGACCCAAAGGUACAGGCUGUGUGGGGUGUGUGUGUGUGGGGUGUGUGUAUGUGUGUGUGGGUGUGUGUGUGGGUGUGCUGUGUGUGUGUGGGGGGAAAUAAUUACAAAUGAAGGUACAGCUAUAGCGUGCAGUAGAACUAAUAAGUGAAUUGAGGCUUCAGAUUCAAAGCUGACAGUGAAGAUUAGAAUGAACUUUGUACAGCACGUUUGCUAACACUCCCUCUAAUGGAAGCAUCCAAAACAGCAAAACUUGUAUUUGUUGUAUUUGACGCUGUUUGUAUGCUAACUGUGCUCUCUUGUUAUAAACUGUUGACAUAGCAUUGGGCUUUUGAGAUUAUAUUGAGCAAACUGUCUCAAAAUUUGUGAAUAGAAUUUUUAGGGAGUUAGAAAAGCAUUAUUAUUGUACACUGUGCCUCCUCCCUACUUCCCACACUAUAAUAGUUAAUCAAUUUUUCACACGUUAUUUAAUGGAAUAAGGGAGACCGAAAUAUCAUUUGACGUCGAUCCAAACGUACAGCUAGCAUACAAAUAAAUAUUAAAAAAGCAAUUAAGCUGUACUGAUUUUGACGUAAAAAAACACACCUAGGACCUACAUGUACAUGUACAUGUAUGCUAGCUGUACUUUUGUAUAUAUAGCAAAGACGGGAUAAUUAUUGAUAACAAGCAUCUGGGAAACAAUCAACUUCAUUAUAAUAAUUAUUAUUAAUUAAGCUCCAGCUGUUGACUGAUUACUGGGGUUUAGUAGCGGUCCAUUGCCUUGUCACAGCUAGCAUACAUUGCACAUGUAUUAUUAAAAAUGGGGUAUUGAUAACAAGUACCGUAUAGCGGGAAAUUUUCGUCGUUUUUCGAGGGCAGAGCAUUUAAAACUGGGAUAAACUCCCAUGCACCGGUAUUUCACAUGCAAUGCUAUUGGUGGGUGUGGUUUCCUGGCAUUGAACCGCGAAUAUUAGAACCCACGUAACUUUCUGCUGAGGGCUCUGGAGCCAAAUUGCACCCGCAAAAAUUUCCCGCUAUGCAUUGUAGGAAAUAAAGCUCCAGCUGUUGACUGAUAACUAGGGUUUAGUAGCGGUCCAUUGCCCUGUCACAAUGAUCCCAUCAUCCCUCACAUUCAUUCAGCUAGCCCUCCCACACCACUCUCCAUUCAGCUGUGACGUCUGUGACCCCAAUAAUUGUAUUUUUACGGAGAUAAUUUUGAUCGGUAGCCUAGCCAGACUGUUGUCUUGUCCCACUACAUGGAAUUCCAAUUUAGUGUAUAUGUGACAGGCUCUGGGAAAACCAGACUAUUGGAGCAGAAUUUAUUAUUGAGCUACAGCUAAAUUUAUGCCUACAGUAUAAAAUCUCAUAUAAAAUGUUAUUGAUGUAUAAGUAUCUACAGCCCUUCUACUACCUCUCUGUAAAAUCUGAUGCUCUAAAUCCAACUCUUUCCAUCGAAACGCUUCGUCCAAACUUUCGCUAUUACCUUAUUUUUCCUAAUUAAGCAAUCUUUGAGAGCCGUUUUUCUCGAUACUACAUUUUACGGCUUCGAGUUUCCAACGCGCAUAACUCGGGUAUGAAACUAGGUAUGUGAAAACUAAGCAUAUCAUUGUGUAGGCAAUGCUCUGCUCUAUCACUUGGUACAUUAAUCACCAAAAUUUUAGUCUGCUCCAAUAGUCUGGUUUUCCUAGAGCCUGUCACAUAUGCUAAUAUUCUAUAGUCCUUUGAAAAGUAGAAUGUCUGCGUGUAUGGGCCCAGGGGUAGACAGCUGUUCCACUAAAAACCAUUUUCACCUUGUUUGCAGAAAUGCUACUCUAAUUGACAUGCAGUGUGUAGACUAGUGUACAGAGCCUAUAGUGUGGUCCCACUGUGUGCACUGUAGCUGGUGUACAGAGCCUAUAGUGUGGUCCCACUGUGUGCACUGUAGCUGGUGUAUAGAGCCUAUA
Halichondria panicea is the source of this 2576-nucleotide messenger RNA. RefSeq names its product cilia- and flagella-associated protein 299-like. The coding region runs from base 49 to 768 and encodes 239 amino acids. The transcript is spliced from 6 exons. NCBI's taxonomy places the organism in Eukaryota, Metazoa, Porifera, Demospongiae, Suberitida, Halichondriidae. The record is from RefSeq and is a predicted model, not a curated record.